This is a messenger RNA of Hymenoscyphus albidus, 3099 nucleotides long. The record is from the annotation of a GenBank genome assembly. NCBI's taxonomy places the organism in Eukaryota, Fungi, Ascomycota, Leotiomycetes, Helotiales, Helotiaceae.
UCCUGCCCUGUGGGAGGGGGAGCUUUGAGGUUCGUCACUUGAGGUUGAGGUUGAGGUUGAGGUUCGUUGUUUCCUUGCUUACCUUUCCAUCUCCUUUCUUCCUUCUGCGGAAUACUUGUACAAGUAGAUCUCCUCCUAUUGCUCACCACCAGGAUUCUUGACUACCGCGCAGUACUCGAGUAGCUACAUUGAUUGGGAUCUCCUAAUGCCAUAAAUUCUACUUCCUUACCCACUACAUUCUUGCCCCGGUCGUCUCCAUAUCCCACGAUGCGCUGGACAGCAGAUUGGUCUGCUGCAGCUGCAGCCCUUCUUAUCGUCGGCGGCGCGUCGGCAUCGAGCUUAAAACCGCCAGUGUUGCCUUUGACUGUUCGAAAUCCUUACAUAAGUACUUGGCUAGGGAGUGCUCGAGGUCUUCCUUGGGAACACUGGCCUAUUUUCUGGACCGGGCAAGAGGUAUAUAAAAUAUAAGGUCUUGCAAUUGAAAGCUGGGCUUACAUUUCAAUCGAGGUCGGAUUAUCCCUUCUCGCUGCGGUUCCCAAAUCCAACCGUGUGUAUCCACUUCUUGGUAGGCCCCAGGACUCGCUAUCGAGGUCUGGAGAUACGUCAGUCAGGACAAGGUCGAGAAACCUCCCCCAUUCUAACUAUCUCUCAGUUUCAAUGUUUCAUUUCCGACAUAUCUUGGUGCAACAUUCGAUGCUUCCACCACGAAUCUCACUUACGAAAUUCCCGGUCCCGAUGAAACAGACCAACCUCUAGAACUCACUCUAUCAUUCCUCUCUCCGAUCACACCAACCUCUACCCUUCGACAGUCAAUUCCUGCCUCGUACUUGACUGUCCAGGUCGAAGGAAGUUUCAACGUCGAUAUAUAUGUUGAUGUCAACGGGCUAUGGGUUAGUGCCAACCGGGGCAACAAAAUCCGAUGGGAGAUGAGCCAGAGCCUACAAUCAGCGAGUGGAGGAUCAGCAGCACCUCUCAAAACAUGGAAAGUCAAACGGCAAACAGAGCAACUCUUCACUGAAGAUGCGGACCGAGCAGAAUGGGGUACACUUCAUUUCACCGGCCCGUCAGAUAUUCAAUAUGAAGCGGGUACUUCUGCUCUAUUACGGCAGCGCUUCUCUAGAACCGGCACUCUCCAAAAUAUUGUGGAUGGAAAUUUCCGUGGUAUCAUGGAUGAGGAGCCAGUGUUUGCCUUUUCCAAAGCGUUCAAACUCAAUGGUACCUUGGCAGGUUCCAACGACCAAUACAAGGAUAGCGUACUGUUUACCAUUGCACAUAUCCAAGACCCAGUCGUUCAAUUUGCUUCGGCCAGAGGGUUGACCAUGAUGCGACCAUUAUGGGCAGCUUAUUACGCUACGGCAGAUGCACUCCUUGAUUUUCAUUAUCAUGAUUUCGGCAAAGCCUCUAAACUUGCCGCCAAUUACUCUAUGCAACUCGAGAUUGAUGCUUUGAAAUCAGGAUCUGAGGGUUACAAGGACAUACUUGCAUUGAGUGCUCGCCAGGUCCUUGGAGCUUGCAGUUUCGCAGGCACACCAGACGAUCCCGUCAUUUUCUUCAAGGAAAUAUCGUCAGAUGGCAAUAUGAAUACAGCGGAUGUCCUUUACCCUGCGUUCCCAUUCUUUACAUUCACGAACCCGAAAUGGUUAGUGUAUCUUUUGAACCCCCUUAUUGAGCAUCAACUCAGUGGCCAAUAUCCAAACGACUAUGCAAUGCAUGAUCUUGGAUCUAGCUUUCCAAAUGCAACAGGCCAUCCGGAUGGUCGUGAUGAGUAUAUGCCUGUGGAAGAAUGUGGAAACAUGCUUAUCAUGGGGUUGGCGCUUGUCAAUUCUCUCAUCUACGACACAGAGCCAGCGAGUAUAUGGUCAAAAGAAGGGGAUGACCAGUACAUCGAAUCUGCUGGCAAAUUUCCACUUUACGUUGACACUGAUGGUAUGGACGAUACCUUUGGUGGUCCAGUAUCGGCCAAGGGAGAAAAACAAGCACGAAAAUGGAUUGAAGGAUCAUAUACACUGUGGAAACAAUGGACGGGCUACCUUGUUCGAGAAGCUCUCAUUCCAAGUAACCAACUUUCCACAGAUGAUUUCGCUGGCUGGCUAGCCAAUCAAACCAAUCUUGCAUUGAAAGGUAUCAUCGGCAUUCGUGCAAUGUCUGAAAUAGCGGAGCUGGUUGGAGAAAAGGAAGACGCAAAAUACUAUCGCGAGAUUUCUGAAAGCUAUGUCAAGAGAUGGGAAACAGAGUUUGCUCUUUCUAGAGAUGGAACACACGCAAAGCUUGCCUACACUUGGUUUGGUAGUUGGACCACGCUGUAUAACUUGUUUGCAGAUUCGCUACUCUGUUUCCAUCUACCAAGUUCAACAUCAAAUGCCGUCACUGGCCAGAAGCCACUGUUGACGCAGAUCAAGUCAAAGACUGCAUUUGUUGAUGAAAAGAUAUACAAGAUCCAGAGUGACUGGUAUCACAACGUUCGUCAACGAUACGGCCUACCACUUGAUAGUCGGCACCUGUACACUAAGAGUGAUUGGGAGUUCUUCGCCGUAGCUGUUGCCAGCAAACAAGUUCGGGAGGAAGUAGUUGAUUCGAUUGCAUUGUGGGUCAAUGAGACAUCAACCGGUAAGGUUUCAUAGCCCACUUUCAUAUAGAUCCCUCUGACAAAUAUCAGAUCUCCCAAUGACAGAUUUAUAUGAUACCGAAGGAGAUGGUGGAUUUCCAGGUUUCUCAUUCAAAGCACGUCCAGUUGUAGGCGGCCAUUUCGCUUUCCUGGCUCUGGAGAGAGCCUGCGGAGGAAAGGCCAUGGAAGGGCUUGCCUUCUUAGACGACGAGAGGCCGAAAGAGUUCUCGAAGGAGAUGUUAGAGGAAUCUUUAGAGGAGACACUUGAGAGCCAUGAUGGAGAAUUGUAGAGAUAAAUUGGGAGAAGGAAUACAGAUUUCGCUCGUAAGAAUAACGCAUGCAUUAAGAGCAGCGGAUUUGUAGAGCAGAAAUAGAGUUUCUUACUUUGUAAGAAUUGGAUUUUUAUUGCGAGUUUCUAUUGUUGCGACUCUCGCGCUUCAGAUACUGCCUCGUGGUGGGCAUGGUGAACAGUAGCAGAUAUUGGACGAUGAAAG